Messenger RNA from Folsomia candida, 1337 nucleotides. Its product is annotated as RNA-binding protein FUS. The transcript is spliced from 4 exons. The coding region runs from base 73 to 1047 and encodes 324 amino acids. The record is from RefSeq and is a predicted model, not a curated record. NCBI's taxonomy places the organism in Eukaryota, Metazoa, Arthropoda, Collembola, Entomobryomorpha, Isotomidae.
GUACUCCAGGUUUAUUCUUGGAUUCCUUCGACAUCAAACAGUGAUCUCGGCGAGGGAGAAAUUGAUAGCAUAAUGGAUUUGAAGCAGAUUUUGUUGGGAAGCUUGGUGCUUGGCUUUCUUGGGGUCGUAGUUUCUGAAGAAUCCAGUCUAGCCCAGCAGCCACUCAAACAAUUUCAAACUACCCAAGCACUCGCUCCCCAAACUGCCCAGAAAAGAUUUGACUUGUGGAAGAAAGAGAAGAAAAACGGCGGAGGGGGUGGUGGAGGAGGCGGUGGGUGGGGUUCAGAAGUGCCGCCAUCCAUGCCUGGGGGAUUUGGAAUGUAUCCACUGUGGAAGUUUCACAAGUUUGACGGCUUCUCCCUUCGUCCAGUUCCCAUUCAGCUCGACAUUGGUCACGGAAUCCCGGCCCUUCCUCAAUCCAAUCUCCCAGCCUACCAAAGUGCAAGUGGGUGGGGCAGUGGAGCUCAACAGUCGUCGUACGGUGGGGGACAACAAAGCAGCAGCGGUGGAUACGCCCCAGCCGGAGGUUAUGGACAACAACAAAGCAGUGGAUAUGGACAGCAGAGUGGGGGUGGAUAUCAAUCAUCAGGAGGUUACAACAACCAAGCUCCAAUCACCAUGGCUUAUCAAGCAGCCCCACAGCCCAGCUAUACUCCAAGCUAUCCUCAGCCAGCUUAUGGUGGCAAUAGUCAACCAAAUUAUGGACCACCCCCUCCUGCUCAACCUAGCUAUUCAGCCCCACAAACACAGAGUUAUUCGGCCCCACAAACACAGAGCUAUUCUGCGCCAGAAAUGAGCUAUGGGGCAUCAAAUGCUCAGCCUGUGGCAACAGUUCCAGGGGGAAACAGCUUCGGAGCUCAGGGCCCAUCGUAUGCUGCUGCUGCCUUUGAAGGAAACAGUCCCUACGGAGGAGUCUCUGACUUGUCAAUGCCAUCCAUGGACACCAAUAAUCAAGGAGGAUAUAUGAAGAGAUAUUAUAACAGAGACAGUGAUAGCAGCCAACAACCCACAAGUUCAGUUGGAGAAAAUGAGAAUGAUGCUCAGUAAUGAAUCUCGCCCUUAACUAAAUUAUUAACUAUUAUAACUAAAUUAUUUUUGAGGGUACUAAAAUUUAGGUGCAUUACUACACAAAUGGUCUUGUCUAAUUUGUUAAUUUAUGACUAUAUAAAUUAUUUUUACGCAAGCUUGUGUACACUUUGAGACAAGUUCAAGUAGACGAGUUCAAUAAUUCAAUAAGUAUGCAUUGCUAUCUUAUUGAAGUUUGUGAAGUAUAUGAGAAUGAUUGCAUUUAUAAUUAUUUUUAUAUGACCCUAUAAUAAAGACGAAUUUUAUACUAA